ACAAUUUUACGUAGAUUUCAGUUUUAAGGUUCUUUCGGUUCUUGUUAAUUCGAUUAAAUUGUGUCAAUUAGUGAUAAUCUGGUGUUUGGGUUAGGUUUUAAUUGAUUUUUUGGGGAAAUUUGAUGCCAGUGGUUGUGCUUUCUAGUUCAUGAGUUUUAAUUAGCAUGACCUCCGACAGCCGUUUCUGUUGGGUCAUCCUCUCAUAUCCCUCCUCCGCACAAACAGAAGCAGCCGUCUUAGGGUUUUUUCGAAUUUCCCUAAUUUGAAGAAAUCAACAAUGGUUUUUCUUAAUUCAAGUUUUUCGGAGAGGGGAUCACAGUGGGCAAUUGAGUACAUCUAAUAGCUUGGUUGAGAUGGAAAUGGAGAAGCUGUUGGAGGAUUCAGUACCUUGUAUCAUUGUAUGGUUCGGGCAAAAUGGGGUUGUGCCACCCAUCCUCAUAGCAUUGCCGCGAGGAAUUGGAGAAGUGAUAGAUGAGGAUGUAGUCCAUGCAAGGGUUCCUUUUAUUGCUCGAACACAACAACGUUUUGCAGUCAAAGCUGGAAUUGAUGGGAUGCUUUAUGUUGCAAAGAGGACAUAUUGUAAUACUAGUGAAGCAAUACAUAAACUCACAAACACGUAUCUUGAAGAUUUUAGUCUGCCAAACCCAAAACUUCCUUUCAACAACAGACAAGGGUUUUACUUCAGCAUCCUUCAGAAAGAUGUUCAUGGAAAGCUUCCUAGCAAGUUCAUUCAGGUAUUCAACAAUCCAAGGGAGCAAUCUUUCACCACUGAGGAGAUAAAUGAAGUUCGAGACAACUUGGCAAAAUUCAUUACCAGUGAUUUGUUGAUUUUUUUUCUUCUUUUUCUUAUAAUGAAUCUUAUACUACGUUUUUUGCAUUGAUUGUAAUAUAAUCGACUUUCAGAUUCAUAAUUAUGUAUUAUUUAGUUUAAUUAUCUAUAUAAAUAGUUACUUAUUAGUUAGAAAA
This is a messenger RNA of Spinacia oleracea (spinach), 966 nucleotides long. RefSeq names its product DNA mismatch repair protein MSH4. Gene Ontology annotation, biological process: mismatch repair. Bases 354 to 881 code for a protein of 175 amino acids. The record is from RefSeq and is a predicted model, not a curated record. The transcript is spliced from 5 exons. NCBI's taxonomy places the organism in Eukaryota, Viridiplantae, Streptophyta, Magnoliopsida, Caryophyllales, Amaranthaceae. Gene Ontology annotation, molecular function: mismatched DNA binding; ATP binding.